AUGAACAAAAAUGACUAGUUACAAUACUAUGUCAUUCAACUUGAAAAUUAAAAAAGAAUAAUCGUGUAUAAGGAAGAUGUGCUAUUAUUCGAUAGUAUUUCACUAGAGGAGUUGUAAUUGUAUGAUAAGAUAUGGAAACAAAAGCGAUGA
This is a messenger RNA of Paramecium tetraurelia, 150 nucleotides long. RefSeq lists its product as uncharacterized. NCBI's taxonomy places the organism in Eukaryota, Ciliophora, Oligohymenophorea, Peniculida, Parameciidae. The record is from RefSeq and is a predicted model, not a curated record. The transcript has a single exon.